GUUUAAUUCAGUUGUCGCAAGGCGGUGCGAACCAAAAUUAAGUUAACGCAAGAACUUUUUUGAUAAGUCAGUGUCGAAGAUCAAACGGACGGGUCGUGUAACCCGUGCUAGAUUUUUUUUUCAUUUCGAAAUUUCGUCGAUGUACGCGCGAGAUUUCUUCAGAUCGACCGUUUGAUUAUGAGUAUUUAGUUUUCAGUGACAGGGAAUUUUUUGUUUGUCGUUUAAAGGGAGGCUCGUAUGGUGGCCUUCUCAACGAUGUCUCGAUCUUGGUUACUUUUUUAUUUUUUAGUUCCCACAAUUUUUAUAAAUGCCCAAUACAUACCAAACUAUAGGCAGCAAACCAGAAUUAGACAAUACCCUAUUAAAGCACCCCUAAACCAAGUACUAAGAGGAGACCAGCCAGUAGAACCAGAUGUAAUCCAGGACAUUUCAUCGUAUUAUCCAGAGGUGGUGCAUCCCUUAGCGGCCAAACAGGGAUAUGAUCCGAUGAAACAGCAUCAUCCUUGUGAGCAAAGUUCCUGUUAUCCAGCCACAGGCAAUCUGCUCAUAGGAAGGGAGAAUCAACUAUAUGCAUCAUCAACAUGUGGGUUAUAUAAAAAAGAAAGGUACUGUAUAGUAUCCCAUCUGGAUGAGGAAAGGAAGAAAUGUUUCUGGUGCGAUUCUCAACCCUCAGCAAAGCCCAAUCCAUUUUUGAACCACAAUAUUACUAACAUAGUUUACAAGAUGUAUCCAGGAACAAGAACGGUCUCUUGGUGGCAAUCGGAGAAUGGAAAGGAGAACGUUUAUAUACAGUUGGACUUAGAAGCUGAGUUUCAUUUUACUCAUUUAAUUAUCACAUUUAAGACCUUUAGGCCUGCUGCUAUGUUAAUUGAAAGAUCGUAUGAUUUUGGAGCAAAUUGGCAGGUUUACAGAUAUUUUGCGCAAAAUUGCACUCAAAGUUUUCCUCAUGUACGUGUAGGAGAUCCAAGAAAUCUCACAGAUGUGAUUUGUGAAUCUAGGUAUUCCCUUCUAUCCCCUGCAACUGAUGGUGAGGUCAUCUAUAGGGUUCUACCACCAACUAUGCCCAUUGAUAACCCUUACUCUCCACAUGUUCAGAAUUUGCUUAAGAUGACUAACUUGAGAAUUAAUUUUACCAAGUUGCAUACCUUGGGGGACGAUUUAUUGGAUCCUAGAGGCGAAAUUCAGGAAAAAUAUUAUUAUGCAAUAACUGAUAUGAUAGUAAGAGGCUCUUGCUCUUGUUACGGUCACGCCAGUAGAUGCCUUCCUUUGCAAGGAAUCGAACCUAAGCCAGAUAUGGUGCAUGGACGGUGUGAAUGCACUCACAACACCAAAGGCCGAAACUGUGAGGAGUGUGAAGACUUCUUUAAUGACUUACCUUGGAGACCUGCAAUUGGCAAACAGUCCAAUGCUUGCAAAAGAUGCAACUGUAACAACCACGCAAACAGUUGCCAUUUUGAUAAAGCUCUAUUUGAAGCUAAAGGAAAUGUGAGUGGUGGAGUUUGUGAUGGUUGUAUGCAUAACACAAUGGGAUCCAAUUGUGAACAGUGUAAACCUUAUUAUUAUCGAGAUCCAAGCAGGGAGAUUCAUGAUCCGGAAGUCUGUAGAGCAUGUGACUGUGAUCCACGAGGUUCACUAGAAGAAGGAAUUUGCGAUUCCGUAACUGACCCAGUAAACAACUUGGUGGCCGGUAGCUGCCAUUGCAAAACCAAUAUUGAAGGCCGUAGAUGUGACCAAUGUAAAAAUGGAUUCUGGAAUUUUACAGAAGCUAACCCUGAUGGUUGCCAACCUUGUACUUGUAAUACUUUGGGUACUAUUGGUAACCAGGGCUGCAAUGUCUGGACAGGAGAGUGUACUUGUAAAAGAUACGUUACUGGCAAAGACUGCCAACAAUGCUUACCUCAAUUUUAUAACCUUACUGAAACUCAAGAUGGUUGUCAACCCUGUGAUUGUGAUCCUGGAGGCGCUUUGAACAAUUUCUGUGACGUACUUACUGGUCAGUGCCUUUGCAAAAAUCACAUGACUGGACGUAAAUGUGAUACGCCUCAACAAACGUUCUUCCAAGCUAGCUUGGAAUUUUUCUUAUAUGAAGCUGAAGGCAGCAACACUAGUGGGCAAGUGGUAAUAAGAGCACCAUAUGCUAACGAAAUUAGUCCUUACACUGGAAUUGGUUUCGUAAAAGUAUAUCCAGGAGACUACAUGGAAAUCUACGUGAAUGAGAUUAAAACAUCAAUGGAUUAUGAUAUAAUUAUAAGAUAUGAGCCUCUAAUGCCUGAGAGCAUGGAAGAUAUCAUUGUGCAAGUUAUUCGUCCUCCUGGAGGAGUUGACCCUAACGGACCAUGCGCCAACAUGAGCCCCGGUGAAGAUAAAAAAUACACAUCUCUACCAUCAAAUCAAAGAGAGCAAAUUGUUUACCCUCCAGCAUGUUUAGAAGCCAACAAGCCCUAUACAAUUCGCAUAGACUUUAGUAGCUACAACUACCCACAGACACGCAAAAAUACUUCGGUAUUAAUUGACGCCAUUUGGCUUAGACCUAGAAUAGAAAACAUCCCCUUCUUCAGUGGCAAUCAAGGGAAAGAUUCAUUAGCGGAAUUUAAGAAGUACGACUGUGGUAAUCCAGCUCUAUUUCACAAAGACGCCAUCAUUCCUGAAGUUUGCAAAAUAUAUCAUGGCAGAAUCAGCGCUUACGUUUUCGAUGGUGCUUCUGCUUGUAAUUGUGAUCCAACAGGGUCACUUAGUAACAUCUGUUCUCGACUUGGAGGGCAAUGUAAAUGUAAACCAAAUGUAGUUGGAAGGAAGUGUGACCAAUGUGCUCAAGGAUAUUACGGUUUUGGACCAGAAGGAUGUACUGCUUGUGAUUGUAACCAUAUUGGAGCUAUGGAUAAUGCUUGUAAUGUUACUACACUCUCACGAGAUGUGUGGCGAAACACUUAUGGGAGACUCUGUGAUCAGUGCAGAGUAGGAUUUUGGAAAUUCCCAGACUGUGUCAGAUGCAACUGCAACGGCCACGCCGAUUUAUGUGAAUCCAACACCGGAAUUUGCAUUAGCUGUAGAGACAACACCAAAGGCAUCAACUGUGACAGCUGCGUUGAAGGCUUCUACGGCGAUCCAAGAAUUGGUAUUGAUGUCCAAUGUAGACCUUGCCCAUGUCCUGGACUCAUUGGUUCUAAUCAUUCUUACGCUGAUACUUGCUUACUCGAUCCUGACACUAAAGACGUCUUUUGCAAUUGUCAACAAGGUUAUGCGGGUCCAAGAUGCGAUAUUUGUGUGGAUAAUUAUUAUGGAAAUCCAGAGGUUCCCGGGGGAUCGUGUCAGCCUUGCGACUGUAGUGGCAACAUUGAUUUAUCUCAGCCAGGCAACUGUGAUCCGCAUACUGGAAAAUGUUUGAAAUGUCUUGAUAAUACUGCUGGGGACCACUGUGAAGUUUGCGCAGAUAAUUUCUAUAGGGAGGAUGAAGAUUCCGUGUGUAAACCAUGUCAGUGUGACAUGUUAGGAACUAACUUCACUGCUGGCCCAUGUAUGCCAACUGGUGGCCAAUGCCAAUGCUUCCCCAACGUGACAGGAUUAAAUUGCGAUGAGUGUGAAGAAGAUCAUUGGAAAAUCGCAAGUGGACAGGGCUGUGAACCUUGCGAGUGUGAUGAAUUUGGUUCACUGGAUACUCAAUGUCAUACUUAUACUGGACAAUGUGAAUGUAAGCCAGGCUUUGGUGGCAGACAAUGCAAUGAAUGCAUGCCAAGGUUCUAUGGUGAUCCUAAAAAAGAAUGUUUAGCAUGUGACUGUGACGCCCUUGGAGCUAAAGAUAAACAAUGCGACAUGCGCACUGGUGCUUGCAUUUGUUUACCAGGUGUCGGUGGUCACAAAUGUGACCGUUGUGAACGAGGUUACAUCGGUGAAGUACCCAGCUGUCAAACAUGCGGUGAAUGCUUCGAUAAUUGGGAUAGAAUCUUGCAAGAAAGCAAAAAUGAAACGUUGGCCAUUAUUGAAAGAGCAGGCGAUAUCAAGAAAGUAGGUGCAACUGGUGCUUAUACCAAAGAAUUUGACGAAAUGAAGGCUCGAUUGGAUGAAAUUGAAAAGCUUCUCUCAAACAGUAAUGGAAUUGAUGUUGACUCUAUUGAGGAAGAGCUGCAAGUGCUACGAAGCCGCAUUAAUUUAACUGAAAAUGAUAAGCUAAAAGCUCUGGAUAAUGCUUUGGCAAACAUAAAACAGAAUAUAUUGCUAGAUGAAAGAAAAGUAAAGAGCUAUAACGAAAGCAUAGCUGAUUUAAUAAAGAGAACCAAAGAAUUGGAAAAUAAUGGCACUAAGCUUCAAGAAGCCAAUGUCCUUGGCGCCCUGACUUUAAUUACUGAAGCUAAAAAGAAGGCUGAUAUGGCAGCUCACAAAGCAGAGCAUUCGAAACAAGAUGUCAACUAUGCUGAUAACCAAUGUCGUGCUACAGAAACGUUCAUCAAUCAAACUAAAGAAGUUUUUACCAAGCAAUCAGAAGAUAAUGCCAAUCAGUUAGGAAAUAUUCGUCAAAAACUUGAUGGACUCUUUGAACAAAUUGUUGGCCUUAAUGAUUUGGUCUGUGAUGGAGCUGGAGAUCCUUGUGACUCUAUCUGUGGUGGUGCCGGAUGCAACAGUUGUGGUAACUCAAUAUCAUGUGAAGACGGUGCUAAACAAUUGGCUGAGGCUGCUAUAGCUUUUGCCAAAAAAACUGAAACCGCCUUAAAAGAUAAAGAAUCUGCUGCAAACGACUUGGUUCGUAACGUCUCGCAGAUUAACACCAACGAAACUUUAAGACUAGCUACUGAAACGUAUGAACUUAUUAACAAGAUGUUGAUUGAUACCAAUAGCUCGUUGGAAAAAGCUGCUUUAGUAAUGAAAGAGAUGAGGGAGUUCAUGGGGCAAAAUAAUACCAAACCUGAAGAAAUCAAAAAGCUAGCGCAGGAAAUCUUGGGCAAGAGUGUCCAUAAAACUGAGGAGGAAGUGCAAGAGUUGGCUGAUAACAUUCGUGAUGCCCUACAGCGGUUAAAAAAUACUGAUCAUAUUAUCGAGGAAACUAGAAGCGAUUUGGAUAAAGUAAAACAGCUUAAGCAAAACGCUGAAUAUGCUAAGUUGAAUGCGACCAAAUUGCUCACUGAUGCAGAAGCAGUGAAUCAGUCACUUUACAAAACUCAAGAUGCCCAAUCUGAAGCUGAAAAGGCCAUUGAGAAAGCUUGGAAGGAUUAUGAUGCCACUAUGAAUAUUCUGAAUGAGAUUGGAAAUAAGACCAAAGAAGCUGAAAGUAACGAAAUAACUCGUAAAUUAGCCGAGCUAAAAGAAAACAUCUCUUACUUGCAAAAAAAUAUAACAGAAAAUGAGAAUUCAGCUAACAGAACAAUCGAAGAGUCUGCACAUACCUUGUCAAAAGCGGAAAAAACUUGGUCAGACUCCGAAGAGUUACAAGGAAAAUAUAAAGUUGCUAGAGAGCAAUUAAAUGAAACUCUUAACAAAGUUGAUAAGACCAAAGAACGAGCAAUGAGCUUAUCCAAGAAGGCGCUUGAUUUGUUCGAGAAAGUUAGCGAUAAUUCCAGUAAAAUCAAUGAACUUCAGGACAGCAACCAAGACGCGGUAUUGAUGGAGUUAGAAAACCUACUUAAGGAUCUUAUAGAUAAAAUGAAUGGCUAUACAAAGAAGUUAGAGAAUAAGGUUGAAUAUUAUAAUAAUUGUUAGUGGUCAGUGUUUAAAUUUUCUUUUCAGUGUUCAUUAUUAUUUUGGAGGCGCAACAUUUUUUGUAUACUAGGAUGAACAAAACUGGCAUUUAUUUUAAACCUCUUGAUAAUGCAACGAGGCUUACCUAUAAAUCUGCAUUUAAUUCUCAGUAGUAUUUUAUGAUUUUUUUUAUGUACUGGUAUCAAAAAACGUUCGCCUCUACCUACUAAACCAAGAGUAAUUUCUAAAGGAAUCACUUGAGUGUAUAUACAUGACGAAAUUUCUUAUAAUUUUUUUACUGUGAUAUUAUCAAAGACAAUAAAACUGCCUUUUUGGAUUCCACACAUUUCAUUAUUUUUGAUCAGCCAUACCUUGCGAAUGCUUACGGUUUAAAGGAUUAAACUUAGGUUAAAAGUUAAGUCACUUUACUUAGCGCACCAACCUGUAAAUAACGUAGGUAAUUUAUUGCUAAAUGUAUUCACUUAUAAGCCUAAGAGUUAAUAACAUCAUUUUCUAAUAGUUUUUGUAAAUACCCAUAAGUUGUUUGCAUAUUUUUUACCUUUUUAUUAUCGGUACUUUUUUUAUUACCAGUCAUUCAUUUGGGUGUUUUUUUUUAAAUAUAUGUUGUAAAUAGAAAUAAAUUAUUUUAAACAGGCAA
This is a messenger RNA of Anthonomus grandis grandis, 6325 nucleotides long. It is a transcript of the gene LanB1, whose product is annotated as laminin subunit beta-1. Lineage: Eukaryota; Metazoa; Arthropoda; Insecta; Coleoptera; Curculionidae. The transcript is spliced from 16 exons. The coding region runs from base 238 to 5688 and encodes 1816 amino acids. Gene Ontology annotation, cellular component: basement membrane. Gene Ontology annotation, biological process: axon guidance. The record is from RefSeq and is a predicted model, not a curated record.